AUGACGGAAUUAUCAAUUUCGCAGAAAGCAGCCGGUUUAUCGAAGGCACCUACUAUUACCACUGAACCCCAAUAUGAUGAUGAGCCUCGGCGUGACACUUCUGGUGAUAUCAUCGAGGAUGGCUUGAGAAGAGGGCUCAAAGGUCGCCAGUUCGUGAUCAUUGCUUUGGGAAGUAUCAUCGGACCAGGCUGUUUCUAUGGUCUGGGGUAUGGAAUUUAUGAAGCAGGUCCAUUGGGACUGCUGAUUGGCUUCUCAAUCGUGGGUGUCUCGAUGUGGAUAUUGAUGCAGAGUGUUGGGGAAGUAGCUACUCUCUUUCCAGUCCAUGGCGGAUUUGUUGAGCACUGUGAUCGAUUUGUAGAUCCAGCCUUCAGCUUUGCGGUGUCGUGGCUCUACUAUUUCAUGUGGAGUGUCUUCCUAGCAUCAGAUUGGAACAAUGCCACGGUAUUCCUCCAAUUUUGGAUUCCAGAUACCACCAUUCCCGUCUGGGCUUGGUACAUCUUGUUCUUUGUCUUCUUCUCCCUUCUGACUACUCUUGGGGUAAAUUUCUAUGGAGAGACAGAGUACUACUUUGGGAUGUUCAAAUUCUUCUCUUUGGUCGUGCUGUUUUUCAUAUCAAUUCUUGCCGAUACUGGUGCAUUUGGGAACGGGUAUGUAGGGUUCAAGUAUUGGAAAGAGCCAUACGGCCCAAUCCAAAAUGGCACCAAUGGCUUUGGUCAAGUAUUUGUCCUGGCCGCAGCAUACUAUGUUGGGACUGAAAUUGUUUCCGUUGCGGCGGGCGAGUCUAAAAAUCCACAACGCGAUGUUCCUCGUGCAACAAAUUCCAUUUUAUAUCGCAUCCUGUUCGUGUUUAUUGGGAUGUCAUUUUUUCAAGGUUUGAUAUGUCCUUCAACAUCGGAUGAUCUGGUGCAUCCCGCCUCGAAAACCGCAUCAUCGCCAUUCACGAUCGGCUUUCAGCUAGCCGGUUGGAAGUCUUCCGCGCAUUUUGUCAAUGCUAUCAUUCUCAUAGCCUUCAUUUCCGCCGCGAACGGGGUAAUUUACAUUCAAUCACGGGCACUAUACUCACUUGCUUUGAAACGGAAAGCGCCUUCGUUGUUCGCGAAAACAAAUGCCAGAGGAGUUCCGUAUCCGGCCAUUAUUUUCUCCAAUAUGUGGGGAUUCUUGGGCCUGAUGUCCUUACAAACAACUGCAGGAAGCCUGUUUUCCUAUUUCACAUCGUUUGGUGGGACAGCAGCAUACAUCGCAUGGGCUGCUAUCACAUUUGUUCAUAUUCGAGUUCGCACGGCGGCUACAAGGAAAGGUAUUGACGCAAAGGAGUUCCCCUUUACAGCGCCAGGUCCCAUAUCCCUUUACUGGGGAAACUUCUUCUUCAACAUCUUUCUACUCUUGAUCCAGGGAUUCACGGUGUUUGAGACGCCAUUUGACUACAAGCUGUUCAUUGCUUCCUACAUCAGCAUUCCGGUGUUCUUUUUCAUGUACAUUGGGUACAAGUGGUAUUUCAAGACCAAAUGGGUACUGUUGUAUGAGAUUGAUUUCCCUCAGAGAUCGAAAUGGCGCACCAGAGAUCUUGAAAAUACCAAGAAAACGUCAUGGGGAACAAGGAUAUUGAGAUUAUUGAAGGAGUAG
Molecule: messenger RNA, 1623 nt
Organism: Penicillium brevicompactum
Lineage: Eukaryota; Fungi; Ascomycota; Eurotiomycetes; Eurotiales; Aspergillaceae
Exons: 8
Coding region: 1-1623 (540 amino acids)
Biological process (GO): amino acid transmembrane transport
Cellular component (GO): membrane
Molecular function (GO): amino acid transmembrane transporter activity
Source: RefSeq, a predicted model, not a curated record